AUGUUCCGGUCGCCACGUGCUUGGGUUUGUUCUAAUGUGUCUGUUGAAGUAGGUGCUUGGGUUUAUUUCGCAGUUUUUGUUUUGCCCUUUGGAUUCUUAUCUGACCGGUCUGAGGGUGGUGUGCUCACAGCCACUGAGAAAACAAGUGUGCUCAAGCUGCAGGUUGGGUUGUUGGGGAUGGGGAGAUCACUCCAAACGGAUCUCAACCGAAUAGCUGAAACUACAGAUACAUCCAGCUCAGAUGGUCUACAUUAUGUAUUGACAGGUAACGUGAAGGAGAUAGGUGGAAGUAGCAAUCCUUCAGAUCUAAUAAAGGGAUAUGAGCAAUUAGUGGAGAGGAAGAAAUGGUUCAUUAAUUGGGAGAACUUGAUAAAGUCUGAUAAUUUGGAGAAAGAUCACUGGGUUCUCAAUGAACCAUUAACCAAGCGCACAUCUUGUGGAAGUGAUUUUAAUGCUUUUAAUCGAAAGUGCCACUAUCAAAACUGUGGGGAUAUUUUCAGUGACAAGUGUACACGAGGAAGAGGUGGAAUUUCAAUCAUCUCGAGCCCUUCAAUAUGCCGAACUUGUUCUGUGAUGGCAAGUAGUAGGAAGGAAACCACAAGUCAUUUUGUAACAUGCUUAGUUGCUGAAAGAAGGCAGUGA
Molecule: messenger RNA, 642 nt
Organism: Fraxinus pennsylvanica
Lineage: Eukaryota; Viridiplantae; Streptophyta; Magnoliopsida; Lamiales; Oleaceae
Source: the annotation of a GenBank genome assembly